Cylicocyclus nassatus is the source of this 441-nucleotide messenger RNA. NCBI's taxonomy places the organism in Eukaryota, Metazoa, Nematoda, Chromadorea, Rhabditida, Strongylidae. The record is from the annotation of a GenBank genome assembly.
AUGGCCGCUAUCCUCAGCUGGUGUAUCAUGAUGCUUCUCUCAAACAUUCCGGUAAUACAAUCGCUGCAAUUCGUUAAUUGUACGGCCUUAAAACGUGGUUACCGCAACACUCUUUUGGACGCUCUAGAUAGAGCAGACAAGCGUGGUCUCAUUUACGACUGCAGUUACGAGCAACAGGCUCUAAGGUUUCUGCAACAACGGGCGAAAUUCAAGAUGAACAAAAAACGCUGGUUCAAAGAAGACUUGGCUGAGGCAGAGUAUGAGAGACGUUAUGACAAAGGGGUUUUCAAGUUCAGAAUGCUCGUAAAAGAGGCAUUCUACCAUUGGAACCCGCUCUUCAUGCAAGUGCGCAAGAAAAGGGUCGGAUGCAACUACUAUUACCGCAGAGAAAGAGAUGAACACAAAGUUGCAUGUCUUUUUGGCAGCAGACGCAUGAAAUAG